AUGAGAGGGUCUGAGGAUUGCUGUAAUGACAACGAUGCCCAAUCUUUCGAUUUUGGAAACCCCCAGAUCAUUGCCACAGCUGGCAAGACUGUUGCGCAAGCCACGAGUGUACCGGAAGCAGACAACGAUCAGACAACGACAUCGUCGCAGCCCACGCAAGUAACGGUACAAGAUGUAUCACAGGCAACGCAAAGCCAGCAGCAGGAUGUCUCUUCUUCGGCAACGGAGGCGUCAUCCACGGGGUCGUCAGACGAGCCAGAAGCAACAGACGGAUCAGUCAGCACGAAGGCAGGUACUUCAGGCGACAGCACCGCAAAGGCGGCAGCUACACAAGCUUCACAAUCAGAUGCGACAGGAACAAUAGCACGUACUGCGUCGCAAUCCGACUCCGCAAACACUGCGUCUCCUGUCACAGGCUCUGGGUCGGACCCAGACGCUACAGACACAGCCAACAAUUCCAACAACAACAACAACAAUGGCAGCAAUAAUCAUACCGUCGCAAUAGCCGCUGGUGUAGGUGUUGGCGUUGGCGUCGUCGUCUUUCUCCUUUGCAUCGCUGCUUGCUGGCACAUACGACGCAAACGGCAACGGCCGGGCCUGCGCUCAAGGAACCUUUUCGAGAUUGGAGAGUCAUCGACGCCGGCUAUGGAAGUUGCAGAUGACAACAACAACAGUGGGGCACGGCUCGGCGAAAAGGGGAGGGGGAGCAAUAUAUAUGAGCUUGAUGGUGGUGCGGGGGGAGCAGAGCUGCCGGCAGGGAAUGAGGCGAAGGAGGUCCAUGGGGAGAGUGCAGACAGUAAAAAGUGGCCGGAUAUGCCUAGGUAG
Didymosphaeria variabile is the source of this 825-nucleotide messenger RNA. RefSeq lists its product as uncharacterized. Lineage: Eukaryota; Fungi; Ascomycota; Dothideomycetes; Pleosporales; Didymosphaeriaceae. Bases 1 to 825 code for a protein of 274 amino acids. The transcript has 2 exons. The record is from RefSeq and is a predicted model, not a curated record.